Frieseomelitta varia is the source of this 4149-nucleotide messenger RNA. RefSeq lists its product as uncharacterized. The coding region runs from base 1228 to 3918 and encodes 896 amino acids. The transcript has 5 exons. Lineage: Eukaryota; Metazoa; Arthropoda; Insecta; Hymenoptera; Apidae. Gene Ontology annotation, molecular function: DNA-binding transcription factor activity, RNA polymerase II-specific; RNA polymerase II cis-regulatory region sequence-specific DNA binding. Gene Ontology annotation, cellular component: nucleus. Gene Ontology annotation, biological process: regulation of transcription by RNA polymerase II. The record is from RefSeq and is a predicted model, not a curated record.
ACCACUACCUGGUUAUAUUAGAUCAUAUUAUCUUGUUGUAUACCAUACAACAUUCCAAAUUACGUUAAACUUAAGCGGUCGUGUAAAUUCAUAAACGAAUAUCGUUCAUCUUAAAUGAGAUUAGUAUCUCACAUUUGAUUGCACCAAAUGCUGUAAACUCAGUUCUAUAUUAAACAAAUUCAGCAAUUUUCUUUGUAGUGAUACUGAUUUGAAGAAAUGUCUUAAGUUAUAAUAAUAAUUAUGCCUCAAGCGAACAGCAAAUCAUUGAUGCAGCAGAUACACAGCGCGAGUGUCGCAGAAUAUAUCUACGCAGAUAUAUUGAUUUCGUCUUGAAACCUUAAACAAAAUUGGACUUCCUAUAUGGGAUUUUAUGUUAUAUUAUCACUUUUGCACGAUCUUUCUAUAGUUAUUUAAGAUGUCUUUAAUGAGAUUUGUAAAUAGAAACAAAUAAAUUUUCUUCAAUUAGAUUGAACAAUUAUUUAUGUAAAAUGACUAAAUCAAAGUAUCCAAGUGUCUAUUUUUCCAUGCUUUUGUUAAAAUAUUAUCGGUAUGUCGUGAAAAUAGUCAAUACCAAUUGUGACCAAUAUGAUGUCCAAAUAACAGAUAAGGUGUUUUUGGCAUCUGAUUUUUAUAUAAACACGUUAAUAAAUGUUACGCUACAUUACAAAUUACAUGUGUAAUAGUCGAUUUGUUGAAAGGAUAUAAGACCACAACUAAAAGCUACUGACACAUGAUCUAAAUCCUGCCUGGAGCACGAGUUGCUAUCUCUAACCACAUAUUGAAGUGAGUUCGGCCAUAACAACACGCUCAGCAAAAUUCUCCUCAAAAUCUCAGUUAUCGAAAAUCUGAGGUUUUAGUUCAAUUCGAAAUAAGUCUCCAGUGAUUCUUGCCUGAAUGCAUAUCAAUUUUUCUCAGAAAAUCUACUUUUUGUACAUAUUUUACUGUAAAACGUAUCCACCAAUGCAUGCCAAAUUAUUUGGAGCUCGGUUGCAACUUCGAUGCAUCAACUAAUAAUUAAAAUUGUUAACAAAAGUUAAGAAUCUUUACUGUACAAAGAUAUUUCUGAUGUAACGCAAUCUGUUCAUGACGCAAAACCCAGUUGUUUCACCAAUUCAUGAUGUAUACAACAAAGUUGUAAAAUUGCUGUCUAGUGAUACAAAGCAGGGACGGAUUAGUAUUUAAAGGAUCCCCUAGUGAGAUGAAUUUUAAUCUCUCUCUUAAACUAAAAUGUUUGAUACGGAUAACGGACAAAAAAAUGAACAUUGUAUAGAAACUGAAUUUACUGAAGAAUUUGACCAUAAACCAUUACUAAUAUCUAUACCUAAAAUAGAACCUAUAUGCCCUAGUGCAACUGAUUUAAUUGAAGAUACAUCGAAUGUGGAGGAAUUUCAAGAGCAAAAGAUAACAUCAAUUCCUUUGAUCACACCACACAAAUUAAAGGAUCCUGUUAUUUUGCUUGAAAGAUGUGAUAAAAUAUGGGAAACAUUAAAAGUAAUAAAAAAUGUACAAGGCACAACUAAGAUUGACACAUCUAAUGCAUCAGAAACAAAAAUUUCAAAACCAUUAUAUAUUGAAUACGAACCAGUAUUAGGUAACAAUAAUGCUGAGUUACCAAAUUUUAAAUUUUCUGUGAAAUCUAAAAAGAAGCUAUUUCAUUGUACUAUAUGUGGAAAGCAGUAUACUGAAAAUCGAAGGUUAAGGCAUCAUUCAGACAGAAUACAUGGCAUUUAUAUUGCACCAAGACGGUAUUACAAGGGUAUUGACAAAGUGAAAGAAAAAGAGCUUAAUAAUACUGAAAAAGAAGAAGAUAAUUCUGAAAAGGUUUCAUUAAAAAAAAGUGAAAAUAAACAACUGCAUAAUACUGUAGCUUCAUUGCAGCAUGUUUCAUCAUCAAAUAACAAUAUUGUUGUCUCAGAUCUGCAUCUAAAAGGAAGCAAAUUUACUAAUAGUCUGGUAUGCAAUAAUAAUGAUAUUAAUAUCAAUGGAACUAUGAAAAAUGAGGAAAGAAAAUUAAUUAAAGAAAUAAAACAAAAUGAAAAAGUAAAUUCUAUACAGCAUUCUGCAACUUCAUCAACGUGUACAUUGUGUAAACAAUUUGUGAAGGAUAUAAGGAAACACUUAGUUGAUUACCAUAAAAUUGAAUCACCUGAUUUUAUGUUAAAAAAUUUAAACGGAACGUGUACUAAUCUUGAAAAUAAUAAAUUAAAAAGAAGACUUUCUAGUGAUGAAAAUAAAACUUCGAGUGAAAUCAUUCAAAAAGAACAUAAUACUCAAAACAAAAGACAAAGAUUAAGCACGCAACACUAUGUACGAUCAGGUACUCGUCAAUGUGAAAUUUGCCUUGGUGUUUAUACAUUAAGUAGCUUUUAUGGACAUGUACGUGUUCAUCGCAUUCGCGGAGAAACAAAAGAAAAUUUCCAUUUAUCUAGAAGCAGACAUAAUUAUUAUAAUUCUCCUUUAUACUCAAAAUCAAAAUUAAUUUCAGUUGAUACGUCCUACGAGAAUACAAAUAAUUAUAAUUGCAGUAGUAAAAAUAAUUCAAAUUUAUUUAAAAAUAAAGGAAGAUCGGAGGAAAUUGUGCAACAUGCGAUCAAGGAUAAGAAGAUAUCAAAUAUAAAAUGUUAUGAAAGAAAAAAUAAAAGUGAUGAUAAAAAUAUUUGUUCUUGUGGAAGAACAUUUCGUAAUCCUCAUACAUUGUUUACGCAUAAAAGAAUAUGUACUUUUUUAGUUGAUGCAAAUCAACCAGUAGUAGAAAACAACAUAAGUAAAAAGAGUGAAGAAAAUAAAAAUUCUGGAAUGGGAAUUAGUAUAACAAUAAAGAAAAGGAAUAAUUCUUAUGAAAUUAUCGAUAAAGAUAAUAAAAAUGAAAAUAAAUUACAGGAUUCAAAAAAUUUUUAUACAUUAUCAAAUACUUCUAAAAAUAAUAACCAAAUAGAGUUACAAGAUGAUUUACAUGAAACUUUAGAACUUUCUAAAUACAGCGAAAAACAUAGUAUAUUGAAAAUUCAAUCUGCAGAUGAAAAUAUUGAUAUUGACAUUGAAGAAGAUUCACAAAUCAAUUCCUAUAAUGAUAAUAUUUCUAGUUCCAUGAACAAAGUGGGAAAUAAUUUAUGCGAACAACAAGAAUUAAAAAUAGAACCAAAUGAUGAACAAGAAUUAAAAAUAGAACCAAAUGAUGAAUUUUACAGAAAUAAUGUUAACUCAAAACUUUUAAAGGAAAAGAAAUUUCUUACCAGAAGUAACUACAAAAAAUCUAAUGGUAUUAAAAGAAAUUUUGCUAGAAAAUAUAAUAUUUGUGUAUGUGGCUCUAAAUUUUAUACCAGAAAAGCUCUUGACAUUCAUACUAGUAAACAUCAUCAUAGUUCAAAGUUGUUGUGUGGAUACUGUAAAAUUAAUUUUCCUGAUAUUGUCACAUGGAAUGAGCAUCAAUGUUCCGUUAAUGAAGGAAAACAGUUUAUUGCUUUACCAAUGCAGAUAAAAUGUUACUGGUGUAAUGAGAUUCUAAGUACAUAUAAAAAGUUUGAUGAACAUGUGACGCGUAGACAUUUUGAUAGUAUAGUACCGUUUCAGUGUUUUCAAUGUGAUAAACGAUUUUCCACUACCACAAAUCGAAAAAUACAUUUUGAUGCCGAACAUGGGUUAACAAUCUGUUCUACUUGUAAUAACCAAUAUUAUGAUAAUAUGAAAUCUAGGCACGAAGCAUAUCACUAUGGACUUGGAUUUCCUUGUCAUCUUUGUAAACGAACUUACUCUAGCAAAGGAAGUUUGUUAAGACAUAGGAGAAAUAUUCAUGGUAAUAAGUACAUAUAUUCGAUUGAUAGAAUUCCUGAUUUAUAUGGGAAAAGUCAGUUAGAAUUUCUGAUUUACAUGAGAAAAAUGAGAUUAUCCAAAGAGUCAUGUAGUUUGAUUUAUGAAUGAAAUUACCUAUAAUGCAAUUUAUAGUUCUCAUUUUUCUAUUUCUUUUUUUUUUUCAUAAUUAAUACAAUAAUAAAUAAUAUUUCUAAUUGUGAAAUAUUAUUUUGUAUAUAUCACAUAUGUAUGUUACUUUAUAUGUGUAUUACAUAGAAAGGAUAUGUUACAUUGUCUAAUGUAUAGAUAAAAUAAUGUAAUUUUACAGGGGAUCCUGACUUCGAAACGGUAGAAAAAGUA